Molecule: messenger RNA, 957 nt
Organism: Gongylonema pulchrum
Lineage: Eukaryota; Metazoa; Nematoda; Chromadorea; Rhabditida; Gongylonematidae
Source: the annotation of a GenBank genome assembly
AUGUCGACGCCGGCCUCACUGAGAGCAAUGGAGAUAGCUCGCGAGAAAGCUGUCAGACGCCAGCAGCGCAGCGAAGAUGCCGGACUGAUACCGCUAUCACGAUACUGGUCGCCACCACCACGACGAUCACCUGCCACCUACUACUAUAUUAUGUAUAUAUUGAAAUUUUUCUUAAAAUUUUUCUCACCAUUUUGCUUUCAGGGAGUUUACCGUGGAAGGAACAUCGAUUUCACCGCAGACAAAGCAGGAGGCCGGCAGUAUACGAGUUUUGAAGGGGGACGCCGGGAUGCGGAGGCACGAUCGCCCCCAAAGCCGCUCACGCCACCACUGGUGGAAGAUGUGCCAAUCGAUGUUGACACGGACGAUUACAAAGUGGACGCAGAUCAAGUUAUUUGUUUUAGUGGGCGCCAACACUUCCUGUCAAAUCUUUACCCCGUCACGUUGACCGUGGACGGGCAUGAAUACCCAAGUGUGGAGCAUUACUAUCAGGCAUGCAAGUUGUAUACGUUGGGUGGUGCACGACUUGCCGCACAACUCCGCAUUAUUACCGAUGCUGGUCAGGUCAAAGUGUACACCAAGAAGCUGCUGCGCUCAGCCAAUGUCCCACUGGAACAGGUGGAACAGUGGAAGCGUACGCAGGGCCCCGUGCUGCUACACCAUGCCAUUGUGCACAAGUUUGUACAGAAUGCAGAUCUGCGAACGAAACUUCUGGAGACAGGCAAUGCUCUGCUGGCGCAUACCUACGAACGUGACAACAUCUUUGCAACUGGCUGCGACAAGGACAAAAUGAUGGAAAAAAUCCCGAACCGGAUUGUACGUUUGGACACAAGCCAGGGGCGAAAUUUUUGUCGUUUAUUGCAGAUUCCGACCAAAAUCGACACGGGGACGCUAGUGUACAUCCCGCUUGUUGGCGAAGGCAAGAACAUUCUUGGUUGCAUCAACAUGAAGGUAAUUUGA